AUGUAUUCCUCAGACUCACAAUACCCCUCAGUGGUGUGGAAGUGGGACUAUUCCCUAAGGUAUUGCUAUAACCACAAGCAAAUCAUCGUCGAACUCGAGACUGAGAAGGAAAUUGCUCAGAAAGCCUUGAAAACUAUGAUGAAGCAGCGAAACGAAGCAGACGCCCUGUUGGCGGCCUUGAGCAGCACUGUCGACAGAGGCGAAGCUCUCCUUGAUGACAUUGGCGAACAAAUGUUUAACGUAGAAUGCGAUUUGCAAUCGCUGCAAGGUGGAUUGGAGGGGCAGAUCUCAAACACGAGGUUCAGGAAUCGCAGCGAAACUUGCGACGAAAUCAAACCUGAAAUCGAGGAAGGCCAACUAGAGCUGCGACGGCUCUUGGAGCAACGUAAAGACAUCUCAGAGCAGUUGGAUCUCCAUCGUGACCAACUGUCGCCCAUACGCAAGGUUCCCCCAGAGAUCAUUCGUAUCCUAUUCCUCCUCUGGGCCUCUGACAGGCAUUUUCUCCGAUCCCCAACUUACGUUUCUCCAAAUGUUCUGACUGGCGUUUCUGGAAGAAUAUUGCACUCGUGGAUUGAGCGCUCUGGCUCCUCCGCGCUUUCUUUCUCUAUUGAAGAAAGAGAUUCAUUUUUUCGCAGCAGCCAUGCACGAGCUGAUCAGAACCCGCCCAUCAUACUAUACGGCAAUACGAACUCUGAGUACCUUGAAUCACCAGUCGCGUCCAUGCUCGAUCUCUUCAUUCCCCAUCACUUUCGAUGGCGGAAAGUCCGUCUGAGGUAUAACCGUGCAUUGCGUGGGAAAGUUAGGUUGGCUUCCCUCCCCAUGGACACCACUUAUCCUUUACUUGAAGAGGUAUACUUGGACGAAAGUUGCUACUCGUGGGCACAAGAAGAUGUGGACCGCAUUAAAUCCAUGAUGGUCUUCGCACCACGGCUGCAUUCCAUUAGCUGGCUGAGCUGGGAAUCAUACAGGACGCUUGCCUUUCCCUGGGAGCAGCUCACACACUUCUCGCUGGGCCUCGACAUCUCUAUGUCUGAGGGUCUUGGUUUUCUCGCGAUCUGUCCUCAUCUCAAAUCUCUGGAACUGAGACACCUUCUUCCCAUGUAUCCGGUCGGUAACGACGAUGGCCUAUUUGUCCACAACACUUUAGAACGUCUUUAUCUAAGUACCGCAGGCAACCUGGCAGCUCUCUUCGACCAAGUCACUCUACCAGCUCUGAAGGAUCUCUCGCUCUCCGAGGCGGACGGGGUCUUACCCACUGCCCUUGGAAUGUUCUGCCGCUGGCCACAAUCUCAGUUCCUCGCAUUUCUCCUACGUUCAGGUUGCACCAUCAAGCAGUUCAUCAUUCAGGAGUGCGAUAUCUCCGCGGAAGAGAUAGCGGAGUGCCUCGCAUAUCCGCAGAUAUCGAAGUCGUUGGGUUCGUUGUCUAUCAGGGAAGAUCACGAAAAGCAUCUGUGCGUGACGGAUGAGGUGCUCAGGCAGUUGACGUAUACACCACCAGUCAUCUAUUUAGAAAAGGUUCUGGGCAGUGGGGACGACCAACUGGUCGAGAACACCCCGGAGGUUAUCUGUCCGAAUCUCACGACCAUCAAGCUGUGGGGAUGCAUUUCAGCCCAGGAUGGAAAGGUCGCGGAUAUGGUUGAGUCGAGGUGGUUAUCCAGGACCGAGUUGCCCCAUCAUGCAACUCAGGACGGCGGCCAUAGGGUUUUUCGCUGA
This is a messenger RNA of Laccaria bicolor S238N-H82, 1713 nucleotides long. RefSeq lists its product as uncharacterized. The coding region runs from base 1 to 1713 and encodes 570 amino acids. The record is from RefSeq and is a predicted model, not a curated record. The transcript is spliced from 3 exons. Lineage: Eukaryota; Fungi; Basidiomycota; Agaricomycetes; Agaricales; Hydnangiaceae.